UCCCCUCCAUUAAAAUCUCUUCACUUCCCUCCGCUGAACCAAACGCUUACUACUGAGUCACAUUCGAAUCCGAAAUGCCGAAACGCACCAAAUCGGAAGAAGAGGGUACUUCAACAUCAUCAGAAUCGGAAUCGGAAUCAGAACAAACCGUACGGAACGGAAGUACCAUGUCAGAGUACGAGAAACAGAGACUGCAAAGAAUUGCGGAAAACCAAGCGAGAUUGAAAGCUAUGGGGUUACCCCAAAUGGUCACUUCAUUGAAAAAUUCAACUCCGAUUAAGAAGAAGAAAGGGAAAGAAAAGGUUCAAGAUGAUGAUGAAGAGUAUAUACCCGAAAACGAAGAAGAACGAGAACCCGAAUCAGAUUCAGAUUCUUCUAGUGAAGAACAACAUGAACAUGAUUCUGACUAUGAAAAUCCUUCUGGGUCACGGAAAAGAAAGGCAAAGAACAAAAGUUUGAAGGUGAAAAGUAGAGUAACUGGAAAGAAGCAUAGUGGUAAUUUAGAUUAUAUUGAUAAUGAAGACGAAGCUUUGAUGCAGGCAAUUGCUCUUUCCUUGCAAGAUUCUGCCGAAGCUUCAUUUUUCUCUAACAAGAAUGUAGGGAACAUCAGCAAGGCUGAGAAAAAUGAAAACGCUCAGGUUCAAGAAGAUAAGGGAAGAAAGAAGAACAAAAAAUCGUUUACUAGUCGGCUGCAAAUGACUGAGGAUGAACUCAUUGUACACUUCUUCCAACUUGAUGAAGCAGGAAAAGGAACUGUAACAAAAAGGGAUUUAGAAAGAGCAGCUAUAGCUCAUGAUUUUGCAUGGACAGACAAAGAGUUGCUUGAUAUGAUUCGUUGCUUUGAUAGUGAUAGAGAUGGAAAGCUAAGCCUUGAUGAUUUUCGGAAGAUUGUUGUUCGUUGCAACAUGAUAAAAGUCUCAGAAAAUUCUUGACAAGCUCAAGGAGGUGCCUGCUUUUGGGCUUGCAUUAUAACUACAACGUGAAAAUGUAAAUAUGAUUCAAACAGUAAAUGCCUAUCUUCACAUAUAAAUGAAUUUAGCUCGUCUAAAGCGAACAAACCACUUUAGAGGGAAAAUAAGCGAUGGUUGAUGGAAAAAAAAAAAAUUGAGAGAGAAAGAGGGAGGGAGAGAAGAAGGAGAAGAAAACCUAUAAUAUCAAAAGUAGACCUAGGCAACACAACUCCAUUGUUAGGCCUAACACAAUACUUCUUUGGAUUUGUAGUCUUAACCUGCCAAAAUACCAUCAAUUUCACUCCAAAUCAAAAUUAUAACUCUGCAUAACACGCAAUUUACAAAACAAACAUGCAACCAUUUACAAACUCAAAGAAAAAGAUGAAGAAAUAAAACUGAGUGGGAAAAGAAACAUAAAGAGUAAAUUAAUCAGAACCUUGAAAGCUACAUCAUUAUCUGACUUGUUAGACAACUGCAAAGAACAUGAUAUUUGCUUCCUCAAUUCAACUGUUUCACAAAGCCAAAGAAGGGAAGAAAAUUAAUAAAAAAUUAGAAACCAAAGACAAUAAAAAAAGCUGAAUUUUUGAAGCGAAGAGGCACUUACAGGGAAAUUGCAGCUCCUGAGGAUGUAUCUGGAUAUUGAAACUAUCUGAUUUAGUAAAUGUUUAUAAGCCCAAUAAAAUGAAGAAACAGAAGUGAAAAAACAACACACAAGAUAUCUGAAUCCAGUUCAGAAUCUAAGAAUGGAUUGAGUUCAAGGUUCAAUAAGCGAUGAAGGUAUAUAAGAUGCACUCAGUAAUGGCUGGGGAUUUAAAUCAGAAUUUGCAAGAAUGAUCAUCCUCUUUUGAGGUAAGGAACAAAAUUAAAGUAGAUACUAAUUAUUAUUGUAGGCAUGUUCUGGCCGGGAUCUGCACAGGGUCGUUCCGACACAGUAACGGGCCAGUUACCAAAUUAACCAGUAUUCCGUGCUGCAUAGAAAUUAUUGAGGAUAAAAGACAGAAAAUUCGACUUGGGGAAUGGCACGAUAUUCUUCUAAGUGACAGAUAAAUAUGUAGCAUAUGUAUAUAUAAUGUCACCUGAAGUGAAGUAUCCUGCUGUUCAACCUUGUUAUUGGAAGCUUUCAAAUCUUUAUCAGAUCCUUCUCGAACCUGGGAUGGUAGUUGAGGAGGAGCAAUAUAGACAACUCUUAAUUUGCACUCUUUAACCUCAUAGCAGGACUCUUUAUUAAACUACUUGCAAAGACAAAAGAAAUCGAUUAAACUAUGCCAUAUAUUUUAUUGUGUUUCUUUAA
This is a messenger RNA of Trifolium pratense (red clover), 2241 nucleotides long. RefSeq names its product ABC transporter F family member 4-like. The transcript has 7 exons. Gene Ontology annotation, molecular function: calcium ion binding. The coding region runs from base 75 to 932 and encodes 285 amino acids. The record is from RefSeq and is a predicted model, not a curated record. NCBI's taxonomy places the organism in Eukaryota, Viridiplantae, Streptophyta, Magnoliopsida, Fabales, Fabaceae.